Eriocheir sinensis (Chinese mitten crab) is the source of this 1847-nucleotide messenger RNA. RefSeq lists its product as uncharacterized. Bases 35 to 1150 code for a protein of 371 amino acids. NCBI's taxonomy places the organism in Eukaryota, Metazoa, Arthropoda, Malacostraca, Decapoda, Varunidae. The transcript has 2 exons. The record is from RefSeq and is a predicted model, not a curated record.
AACCAGUUAGCACGUGCCCCCGCAGAACACUGCAAUGCUUCACAAGGUGACGGCCGUGGCACUGGUGGUAUUGGUGGCGGGGGUGGUGGUGGGCAGUGAAGCAGCGGGGUUCAGGAGGAACAAGAACCCUAUCUUACCUCAGCAUCCAUACCACAGAGACCGAGCCCCAGCUUCUCCUAAAGGGCUACAAGACAGUAGUAAAAUUAUUGACACUGUUGUGAAUGUGUUACCGGAACUCACUUCGGUCAUCAAAAACGUGACGAAGGGGGCGAGCGAGAAGCAGAUCAAUAACUUAAAAAAAGUCACUCAGUACUUUGGACCCACCAUGCACAUCUUUUUUGAACUUAUGUCUGGUAAAAGACUCUCUUGGGAGGAACGUAACAUGAUUGAUCAAGUCGGGGGCCUGUCGAAAAUAAUUUCCUCGUCUCUCACACAAUCCAACAAAGAGACAAAUAUCCCUCUGCCGGAUUACACUGACCUUCUGGAGGACCCCGCCGCCACUGACGCUGGGGUUGACAUUACUUUGGCAGCAGAUGAGCCCCGAAGUGAUUCCUUAUUCAUAGAAGUUUCUCAAGCCUCGGAUCCCCUCAGAGACACAAUCGAACCCAUAGAACAUGUACCUGCUUCUUUAACUUCUUCAAGAAUAAGGACUGAGAGACCAGAUGACGUUGGUGUUCGAACGUCUGGAAUUCAAACGAGACCAAGAAUGGCAAGGCCGAAGAAAACAACUUCCAUCCCUCAUUUUAACAUUAAGAAUCCAUUUGGAACAUUCACUGAGGACGAACAAACGAAGGAGGCAGAGCAAAGAACCUUGUCACCAUUCAAGCAGCCGAGUUGGGAGACUCAACCUUUCCAUUGUGUCGCCAAACCACACGCUGUCUCCUUCACCAAGGAUGUCCAGACAGAGACAGGGAAGAGAACUCUGAUUCCCCGGACGCAGGCAAGCCCCGUGAGUGUGAGACCAUCCACCACAAAUAGGCGGUACACUCCUUCACAACUUCUGAGGCGACAACUAUUUGGACACAUCCAGUCCACCACCUCUUCACCCCCCCGCAACUCAGACAUCAGGUUCCCUCCCCUUCCAGUGGUCAGGACCCGCACUGGGCGCCGAGCAGUUGUUCGACGUCGACGGCUCAUCACGACUGAGUGAAACACGCUUAAAAUGGUAGACAUAAUAAUUUUCUGAUGAAUAAUUAAUCUAUCUAUCUAUUUAUUCUUCAAGAUUAGCGAACCUUAUAUUAUGUCUGCAACGAGUAAGACGGAUACAGCAUAUUGAAUUGUCUCCCAGAAGAAAGCAUGAAUGAAUAAAACUAUUUUGCUUACAGGAACGAUGAUACCAGGAAAAAAAAAACGCCAAUUCUACUCUCAGGUGACAACAGAGGGUCCAGGACCAACCCUGAACGAUCCUUGACUGACCCGACUCUCCCUUUAACGAGAGAGAGAGAGAGAGAGAGAGAGAGAGAGAGAGAGAGAGAGAGAGAGAGAGAGAGAGAGAGAGAGAGAGAGAGAGAGAGAGAGAGAGAGAGAGAGAGAGAGAGAGAGAGAGAGAGUAUUUUACUUAUCUAUGAAUUUAAUGUUCUGACAGCUAUGUGAAGGAUGCCUUAUUUUGUGUAAAGACUAUAACCUAUGCAGUGUAGUGAAUUAAGACUAUAAUCUAAGCGGUGUAGUGAAUGCAGGAAACUACAAUUAUGUAAUGUAUCUAUAUAUUGAUAUCGAUUAAUUAAUUCAUCAAUCGAUCUGUCUAUUUUAUUUACCUUUGUCUAUUUAAUAAUUAUUUAUAUAACGAUGUAUGUAUAUGAUGUGUGUGUACAUUUUAAAAGAUUGAUAGAGUAAAAGAAGAAUAUACA